AUGGGAAGUUUUUAUGGUGUGUUUGGAGAUCCGCUAACUUGUUAUGAUAAUAAUUAUUAUACAUAUUCCGAUGGAAAAAAGUGUGACGAAGGACAGGUUCGUUUUUUUCUUUUUUUUUCAAGUCCAAAAUAACUUAGGACCUUUGAAUUAGACCUCUCAUAUUUUCCAGUCAAAUAUUUUUUUUAUUCUAGAAAAUUCCUUUAUUUCUAUUUAACCGCAACACAAAAAGUGCAUAAAGAGGCUAAUUAGAUAUUCUAAAUAUAUAUGUGAAAAAAAGCAGCAGAAAAUCUAGCCCCAAACUUUCGAAGAAGCGGGGGGAAAAAGAGCGGAAAUUAGAAAAUUUUUACCACACUUUGAGAGAGUCGUUGAAGCGGAUUCUAAUUUGUAGAGACGCGCUGCGAGGUGUCAAAAGUGAUUAGUGGCCAAAAAAAAGUUGCCAUUUUAUUUUUUCAAAAAUUCGGUUUGGUAAAGAGAAGGAAGACCUCAAAUUUCACACCUUUCAAAUUUAUUGAAAAAACAGAAUUGGAAAGUGUUGGGUUUCUAUUUGAGAAGAGUCAAAUUCCAUUUUCGAAUACCGGAAAUUGUGUGAACUUUUUUCGAAAAAAUUUGAGAGAGACACAAGACCGGGUUAGGCCCGGUUUUCGAAAUAUCAAGGUCUGUUUAAUAGCUGAACUUAAUAGCAAACUUCUGACAAAUCGUUUUUUGAAACGUGAAAUGUUUUUGGAAAAAUUAGAAAUAUUUUUCAAAUUUUUUGACCAUCCUGAUCAAAUUCAAAAGUGCCGAGCAGUUUUUUUUGCAGAAAAAUCUACGUAAUCAAAAAUAAAUCAAAAAUCAUUAAGACUAUAACUAAUAAGCAAAGAAAACCUGGGGGUAAAUAAUAAUAAUAAACAACUAUUUAUUCUAAGAAAGAAGUGAAAAGCCAAGCCAUGUUAUUAUCUAUAUCUACCCCAUUUUUCUUCAUAUAUGUAAGCCUCGAAAAACAACAAAAAAGAGAAAAAGUCAACAAAAAACAUAUUUUUUCUGAAAUGCAUAUAUUUCUUUUUAUGCAUUAAUGAGUGGCAAAAAAGUUUGACAAAGAAACCUUUUUUUGGAAAAAGGCUGAAAAAUUUAUGACAUUUUUCUGUGAGAAUAUGUGACAAUAUGAGUCGAGUUUAAAAACCUUAAGUUUGGAAUAAUAUCGAAUAAUUCGCUUUCAUUCCGAUUUCUAGAUCUUCAAAGCUCUGAAACCCAAUUUAAAGGUUAACUAGUGUCUUGAAGUACUACAUUAACCAAACAAUGAGAAUGAACAAAUAAAUUGUCAGUUUCAUCUUUCAGUUUUUCAUUUAUUCUUUCCCAAAUAGAGCAAACGAGACCUUUUUGAUUUGGCGGAAUUCCGGGCAACAACAACAAAAAUGUCAAUCUCUCAUUUCCGGCGACGCGCUCGCCAACGAAAAAAAAAAAGAAAAAUUUCGAGAAAAACGAGAAGGGGAAAAGUAUAUUUUUUGAGACGAUAAUCUAUUUCUAAUCCGUUUUUCGUCUUGGUCGAAUAUCAUUUUCAAAACGAAAAUUUUCAGAUUUGCUACUCGGAAUUCUAUGCGGUGAAUAGAACUGGGGAUAAUUCGAGUUUGGAGCAAAACUAUGCGAGAUAUUGUAUUUGGCCAGAAUAUUGUGUGGCGAGAGGAAUUGAUGACAAAUGUUCGUCAAUUGAAGAGUUGGAUUGGGAAAUGCAGGUGAGCACAAUUAUUUAUUUGGAAAGAGAAAGGGGACGGACAAUUAAAAAUCAAACUACGAAGUUUAGUUGAGAAAAAUGAAUGAGUUGUGUUUUAGACUUGUCAUCUAAAUGAGUUUUCUCAAAAUCCAAAGAGAGAACGCGUUUUUUUUUCAAAACAAAAAGGAACUUUCAAAUUUGUUACAAAAAUAUAAGUUGUUAAAAUUGUCUGAAUUAAAAAAUGUUCGUUUAUGAGUUCUGUAGAGCAUUUUUUUCUAAUUUGAAGUAGUAUAACAUGACUAAUAUUUUACCUAAUUUCAGUAAGCCUUGAAUUCGCCAAUUUUUCCCCUAUUUUUCAAAUUCUUGAUAUUUAUAGCAUCAAUGUUCAACUCUGACGAAACAUCUAAAUUUUGAUCUUCCAAAGAUACGAAAGAAAUAAUCCUAAUUAGGCAUAGUGCAAAAAAAAAAUACGAGAAGCCAUAAAAUGUCAUCUACGAGAAAAUGAAUUGUAAACUAGAAAAAACCAUUCAAUUUUCAGGAAGCAUUUCAAAAUCAUUCCGGAGUAUCCAUCUCAAUAGUUCCAUUUUCACAAUUUUGUUGUUGUAAAGAAGAUUUUUGUAAUGAUGUGAAUCCAAUCGAGGUUAGUUGACUGAUAUUUCUUUGUUCUAACAUGAUUAUUUAUAAUCAUAGAUAAUCCACUAAAUAAUCUAAUAAAUUACAGGUCCAUGAUAAAUUUGGAAUUCUUCUAAGCCCUGAAAACAUGACUGACUCAUCUAAUCAAAAAUCAAUAUUAUUAUCAAUACUUAUCCUAUAUCUUACUAUAAUCUUCCUAUAA
This is a messenger RNA of Caenorhabditis angaria, 2522 nucleotides long. Lineage: Eukaryota; Metazoa; Nematoda; Chromadorea; Rhabditida; Rhabditidae. The record is from the annotation of a GenBank genome assembly.